UAUCUCUCUGCACUCUCGUCUCACAAAGUCAACGCUCGUACUCCCAGCAAAGCCAUCCAUAAUCGGAGCGGGAUGAUGCAACCAUUCACCACAUCCCCAGUGGCUCACGCUCCUAGAGCAGGCAGGCUCUCAUGGACCGGCGCUUCGUGCCGGCCCAGCAGAUGCUGGGUGAGAGUACGGUCCAUGAGGAACGGGUCUACCGAGAGCCUGGACCAUCUGCAGAGGGCCUCAAAGGCUAGACCGCGGCAGCAGCAGGGGACUCCCAGCGCCAGGAGGAGAGUCAUCCAAACCACGCCAUUUGAGCUGCUGCGGUUGCUGAAGUUGCUCAUGCUACUGUUGAGUCCGUUGUUGUUCCGUCCUCUGUCAGCGAAGAUCUCUCGCCAGCGGUCAACCUUAGCAGUAUGCCACCUCGUCUCAGAUGCAAGAAUAAAGGUUUCCUCGCUUGGUACGGCGCCUGUCCAUCUUCGAGGCAGCCAAGCUCGGUCCCCCCACAGGAACCUAGGGAUAUCUUCGUCUGUUCGGAACAGUUGUCUGCCAACCCAGUUCUGUCUCCACCUCAGGAUCCUGAUAGCACGAGAUCGCCACCUCCGACAUUGAGUGGCCCCUCAGCUGCUGAGCAAAUCAGAAGAGCUCUAGCAGGUCUAAGUCCAGAAGGAUCUAUUCACUCUGCUUCACUCUCUCCAGGUCGGGUGCCAGUCAUUACUUCCGAUGACACUACUGCUGCGCAGGACUUUGCUUUUGGGGAACCAGAUCCAGUUAACAUAUCAGGAGACAGUGACGAUGAUAUUCUUGAUAUCUUUAUCCCCUUUGUUGACAUGAGAGUAACUGCUCAUUACGCCACUGCUUAUGUUACCCCUCCAUGUGAAUGCCCUGGCAGAGUAAUUCGAAAAGCAAUGCAGGAUGCUCACCCUCGUUUUCAGUUCACUCUCAUCUCAGCUUGUAGAGGUGCAAUGACUCUAAGAUUUAUUCACAGUCAGGACAGAGACAUUGCAGUUGAUCACCAGGAGAAUCUUACAGCUGAAGGCCACUUGGUUAGGCUUGAACGGCCUGAGGACAGUGCGGCUCGCUUCAUUCAACACAACACUAUGCUGUCCGAACUAGACUGUAUUGACUUCCCGCCAGAGAUGUUGUUCCCUAACAAGAUAAGAAAUGCUUUUGAAAAUUACGGCGAGCUGAUGGAAGUAGAUGAUCAAUGCCUCUAUGGGGACGAACAAUCCUCUCUGCGUCUUGUUGUUCUGCACUAUCCUGGCAAGAGGAUGAGCCCUAGAUUUCGGCUGCGCUACAAUUUGGGGAUUGUCUGCACUGUCUAUGUCAGGGUUCUAAGAACAUGGGAGCUGGCCAUGAACGUGGAUGAAGAUGGAAAUUACAUUAAGCAUUAUGAACAGUUUCUAUUCCCUCAUCAGCUGGAUCCUCCCCGUUCAGGACCAACUGUUGGACCAGAGGCAGAGUUGGGCAACUUGAAUCAGGCUCCUUCAAAUCAAAUCUCUAACAACCAAAGACUUCAGAACAGGGGAAGAUUGCUUGCGAUUCUGCCUGCAGCUAGCACUGUCUUCAUUGAGGAAAUCUCUGAUACACCUGAAUUUUUUGUCCCUCCGUCAAUCCAUUCUGCUCCCUCCAGUAUCCAUGACUGCCUCCAGGACCUCGUGCCCUCAGAUACUGAAAAUGAACAUGAGCUUUCAGCCCGGAAACGCAGAAGGCAGAAGAAACGGACAAUUGAUUCAGAUGUCAAGAGGCGAUAUAGCGAAAGACUGGCGGCCAAAGAAGGACAUUUGUACAUUUCAAUGGAAUCCAAAGCAGCCAGAGCGAAAAAACUAAAGGAACAACUUGCCAAAUGCUCAUCCAAACUCAAUGACGCGGUACACAAGCACAAUCUGCUCGACCUUAACUUCAAGACUACUCCGAAAGCGUUGGAAGAUCUGGCUAUUGCUUGCAGUUUGAAUGAUCACGAUAUUGCCCAGCUUCGAAAGGUGUUCUCGUCAGUGGACUGAUGGUGAUCAAUACCCUCAAUGGGAUGGACAAGCCCAGCAUGCGUCUGCUUCUCUCCCUUUGUUAUGUUCUUUCAGCUCUUCUUCAGUUCUCUAGUGUCUUCUCUCCCUUCGUUAUGUUCUCUUUCAGUCUAUUUACUCCAUGUAAGCUGGAUUAUGUGAUGCUGUGGCCUUUUGCUCUUGGGUCUGCCAUGUGCUAUUUCGGUGAACCUAUUAUUAUUUCAUGAAUCGUUCUUUCUCUGUUC
This is a messenger RNA of Oryza sativa Japonica Group (Japanese rice), 2230 nucleotides long. The record is from RefSeq and is a predicted model, not a curated record. Lineage: Eukaryota; Viridiplantae; Streptophyta; Magnoliopsida; Poales; Poaceae.